AGAGCAAUUUAUGACUUUCUCUAAUGUCAUGAAAGCUUUUUAGCUUAAAUACAAUACAGUAUAAUAUUAUGAUUGCACUGCUAACGUAAUAUAUCACUUUACAAAAUACAUUAGCUAUUUAUCAGCUUGUGUUUCAAUCCUUUACCUACAUUUAUUUUAAUUACUAUGAUUGUGUGUCCAGUUUGAUACUGCCACUUGUUCACAAUAGGGCAAACAUUUUUAUUCAUGGUCUGACACAAUAUGAAACAACUGAGUUCAAAUUAUUUUUGGUGUUCGUUUGCACUGGCUCUGCAUUUUCUUAUCGCCGGUCUUUGCUUCAAAAUUCGAAUGAUAAUUGUAAAGGCAUAACCUUUGACGGCCAGGAUGCCGAGAUCUGUUAAAUCUUUGAAAACCACAUGCCAAAACACUUUAGCAAAAUAUUUAGAUGUGCUGACAGACGUUGGCUGUGUGCCGUAUAAUCUACUCAAGCCCUCACUGGCCUUAGCAACACCUCAACAACUGUAUAGGAUAGAAAAGGCCAAUCCAGAAAUCGCCGCAGUAUCUGACGAACUCUGGUUGAGACACUGUCUUAGCUUUAAAGAUAUAAGUGACGAGUACCAUCAGGGGCAGCAUCAAGAUCCAACGCAAUGGCGGGAUCUCUAUUUAAAUCGAUAUGCAGAGAAUGAAAGAAAAAAACAACUUAUCAGAGAAAAAGUGAGAAGCCAAUACAGCAAAAUACAGAAUGAAAAAGAGCAAAAAUCAAUAAAAGUUCUUCGUGGCGUUGUGCCUGCUAGCAAGCGUACUUAUGAAGCUGCAAGGCGAUCAACUAUGAGUAAAUUGAUGCAACAAACAAGGAAACAAGCCGAAAAAGCUACGUCCAUAUAUUACACAGCAAAACGGCCAGGUUCUCAAGCAGUCAAUAACAGGCAACAUUCUUUUGAACCGGCCAAAAAUAUUUCAGUACCCAUCAUCAGAGCACCUAAAAGAUCCUCUCCGUUGAUUCAAGUUUACGAAUCUUUCAAAUACAAUCAGCCACCCUUACGACAUUAUCAGCCUUUAAGAAACAAUUUAAUUCCUUCCAUCUUGCCGCAGACAAGUAAUAUACCAACUUCUCCUGAAGAAGCGAUAUCAUCCACGAGGAAAACAUCAGUGCUGUUACAGGACAUAAAAGACCCUAAGCUACUGGAGAAAGUACAAAAAGACAGACCAGAACGACCACUGAAGAGGUCAAGGAUUGGAAAACAGUUAAUGAAAGACAACAGCGAUGAACCACUAAUAGCAGAAAAGGCAAAGCGAAAGAAGCCGGUUGCAUUGGUCAACUUUGACAUAUUCAACGAGUUACAAUAAAACGGAACGGCGAUGCAUCGUCUUCUUGUAAAUUAGACAAGG
Molecule: messenger RNA, 1368 nt
Organism: Mycotypha africana
Lineage: Eukaryota; Fungi; Mucoromycota; Mucoromycetes; Mucorales; Mycotyphaceae
Product: RNA polymerase II transcription factor SIII subunit A-domain-containing protein
Exons: 8
Coding region: 364-1326 (320 amino acids)
Biological process (GO): transcription elongation by RNA polymerase II
Cellular component (GO): nucleus; elongin complex
Source: RefSeq, a predicted model, not a curated record